GCGGGUCGCCAUGGGCCGCGGCAGCGCUGUCCCGCCCCGCCCCGCCCCGCUCCGCUCCGCCGCGCCGGGACCGGGGCCGGUACCGGCAGCGCCGCCGCCUUCUCUCCCUCCCUCCUUCUCCUCCUCAGCCCCUUCCUCCUCCUCCUCGGCGCUGCCCGGCGCCGGGGCUCUCCCGGCGCCGCUCCGCAAGGCGCGGCCGCCGCGUCCCCGCCCCGGCGCGGGGCCGUCCCUCGUCCCCUCCCUCCCUCCGCCCCGUCCCCGCCCGCCGCGGCAGCCCCGAGCGGGAGGCGGCGGAGGGAGGCGGGAGCCAUGCGGGAGUACAAGGUGGUGGUGCUGGGCUCGGGCGGCGUGGGCAAGUCCGCCCUUACCGUACAGUUCGUGACCGGUUCCUUCAUCGAGAAGUAUGACCCCACCAUCGAGGACUUCUACCGCAAGGAGAUCGAGGUGGACUCGUCCCCGUCCGUGCUGGAGAUCCUGGACACGGCGGGCACCGAGCAGUUCGCCUCCAUGCGGGACCUCUACAUCAAGAACGGGCAGGGUUUCAUCCUGGUGUACAGCCUGGUGAACCAGCAGAGCUUCCAGGACAUCAAGCCCAUGCGGGACCAGAUCAUCCGCGUCAAGAGGUACGAGCGGGUGCCCAUGAUCCUGGUGGGCAACAAGGUGGACCUGGAGGGCGAGCGCGAGGUCUCCUUCGGGGAGGGCAAGGCGCUGGCCGAGGAGUGGAGCUGCCCCUUCAUGGAGACCUCGGCCAAAAACAAAGCCUCUGUGGACGAGCUGUUCGCCGAGAUCGUCAGGCAGAUGAACUACGCGGCGCAGCCCAACGGGGACGAGCCGUGCUGCGCCUCCUGCGCCAUCCUCUGAGGGCGGCGGCGGCCCCGCGCCCCGGCGGACCCGCUCGGGGAGAAAACAUCGGGAACAAAAUUCAUCGUGUUGGAAAUGUGGCUUUUCUCGGCAUGUACGUUUCGUCCAGUCUCGGUCAUGGCAUAUUUCCUGUCAGUGUCGGCGGCGGGCGCGGGAGCGGCCGGUCCCGCCACCCGGGGAGCGGAGCCAUGCGGGGAACCCGCCCCGGGACGGCCGCGGGGAGCCCGGCGGGGAAAGGGGCCCGGGGCCCGGCCAGCCCCGGGACAGCGGGGCCCGCGCCCCCGGGACAGCGGGGCCCGUCCCGGCGCCGCUGCCCGCGGUCUCUAUGCAAGCGGGAGCGGUGCGGGGCCGUCCCGCCCGGAGAGUUGCACAUGGAACUGGGACUGUGACCCGAUCGGUGCUGCCAGGCACGGGGCGCCGGGCAGCGCCGCCGAUAUCCCUGGAAUAAUGCUCUAUUUUGUUUACCUGCUGUAUCGGAUGGGAGUUUGCAGGAGAGUGGUAGCGUGGUGGGUUUUCUCCUGGUUUUUUUUGGUUUUUUUUUUUUUAAUCAGCUGUGAAAAUGUUACAAAUCUGCACAAUUGUUUAGGUGUGCGUGUGUGUGUGAUUUCGUUGUGGUUUUGGUUUUUCCUUUAGCGGGGGGGGAGGGCGGUGGUGCUUUUUUUGCCGAGGGGUUUUGGAUUUGGGUUGGCAAUACCUGAUUUUGAUGACUAGCUCUCUCAAGUGCAAAGACUUCCCAAGAGUGAUGCAGGGCCAACAGCAGCCCUGUGUCUGUAGAGUGCCUUCAAAACUCAGCUGUUCCAGCCGGUGCCAACCUGUGAAAGCUCCACAGAAUCCCAUUAUCUACUACUCCAAAAACUACUUAACAGUUUCCUUGCAGUAAUCACACCGAGCAAACCAGGACAAAAGGGCCUAUUGUUAGUGGAAUUUAUUUCUUAUUUCCAUCUGAGCCUUUUAACUGUUAUUUCCAUGUCUUGCAAGUUUGGGCUUCAUUUACUUCAAAUUUACAAGAAUUUAGCCUUUUGGGAUUUUUGGGUGGAAGGGCUUUUUUUAUUUUUUUGGUUCUAUUUCCCUUUGAUUUUGUUGUGGGAUGUGCCUCCAGCCAGCAAAGAAGGAACUCUUAUCGUUGUGAUGUACCAAGAAAAUUCUAACAACUGUCAUUUUAAUUGCAGACAUGCGUUGAAGAGAUGUCUAUCCGUUUGAAGAAUUUUAAUACAAAUGCUGUUUUUUAGAAAACAACUUUGUGCAUUGUUAUGUAUCACAUGAAACACUGACUUUCACACAGGCUCUUAAUCCAGAUUUAUAUCUCAGUAGCAGUGAAAGGUGGAGGGGUCGAUUUAGCUGAGAACAGUGGUGAAAAAAAGGCAAGCCACAAGACUGCUGUUUUACCUUGUAUUUAGUCAUUUUUGAUGCAGGUUUUUGCUUGCAUUCAGGUCCUGGCCCAGUGUGCUGCCAAGCUGUGGGGAGAAGGCUGUGCUCAGAGGCAGCUUUAAGGAGGUAGUGUGGGCUUACUGAAAGAGGUCCUGUAAGAUUAGGCCCUUCUUCCCUCCUGGAAACAGUGUGGUUUAUUGGGGUGAAGUUCUAAAGGUCAAUUAUUUAUGAAAUUCAAACUUUUAGUCUCAUUGCAUUAUCACUUUAAAACUAUAAACCAGCCCUUUUUGUUUUCUGGUUUGCAGAGGGGCUGGGGUGGGAGGAGACCUGUGCCUCCCAUCAUCUGGAAGAUCCAAGGAGCUUCUUUUUAACUGUGCUCUCCUUCUCUUUGCCCCUUCUUUAAAGGUCUGCACACAAAACCUGCAGCUCGCUUUUUCCUUCUCCCCCCUGUCCCAAGAAGUCUUGAAAUUAUCUUACAUCUCAAAAACAAAGUUGAACAGAGGUUUUUAAUCAGGCCAACUGAAAAGCGACUGCCAUGGUCCCUCUGUGAUUCUGAUAAUUUCUCCUGUUUCAAGCAGGAAAGCUUUGUGCCCCAGCACUGGGAGAGCAGUGUGUAGUGUCAGUUUGAUGUUAUGCUUUCAAAUCCCGCUGCUUGAAAUGAAAAUUGCCACUUGUGCUUUAGUCCCAACUGGAUACUUUUUGUAGUAACAUCAAGCACCUGCUGAAAAUGUGUAAAGGAUUGUACACUGACAGCGUGUUUCUGCUGGGGAGCCCAGGGGUGUCCUCCCAGCAAGGCCUGUUUGGUGCAGUGUCAGUCUCAGUGACACAGCCCAGUGACAAGCAGGGCUGGAGGUAACCCCAGUGCUGGGGCCCUCACUGCUGCCUCGGCUCUCCCUCUGAUCAGCACACCAAUUUAUCCCCAUUUUUAAGUGAAACUUGAAAACCUCAUUGCAGCUCAUCGGCCAGAAAAUCCUAAAAGUUCCUUAGAGGCCAGAGGACUCCCAUGCUGGGAAGACAGGGGAAUAACACUGACAGAAGGGGUUUCUUUUAACCCAAGAACUGCAGUGAAUGCUAAGGAAGCUUGACUGCUGCCACAUCUGCAGCUUGCAAACUGCAUGUCUGCUGUUAAAUAAAUUUACAUCUCAGUUACUGCCAUGGUUCAAUUUUGCCUUAAAUUCAAUGGGAAUGUACAGUUUCCAGCACCCACCAGGUCUCGAUCAGUGCAUUGACAGCAGCUUGAUCUGGUUGAUAAAAGCAGGUAUUUAUUGUGCCCUCCCAGGAGCCAGCAGACCCCUCACCUUCCCCAGUGCCUCCUUCCCCACUGCCUGAGCUGUGCUUGAGGAAUAAAGCAAAAGUAGCACACAAAGUCCAGCUCUGCUCAGCCUGGCAGAGCAGCUGGGGCAGCCAGCUGAGCUCUGUGUUGUGCUGGCCCUUCCUGUGGUACAUUCUGGUUUUGGCCCAAAAGGUGCAUUUGUUACAGAGUGAAGCAUUUAAGCAGCCAUGGCACUGUCUGAUCAGGGUUUUGAAUGUAUUCAGGCAUUCCAUGUUCUGUGUGACUGGUGAGGACAGUACAAAGUGUAGAGCUCAGUAGUCUGAUCUUCCAAAUACUCUGAAGUGUUUUGGUGCUUGUUAAACAUAGGCCUUGUCUAUAAUAAGUCUGAAAAAGAUCAUCCUGCUUUAACUUGACUGAGUGAUGAAAGCUAUAUUAGCUUGGACACUUGAGGGAAAUGUUGUAUCAAUAUAAAGGUACUCUUUAUUCCUUUUCCCUGUGGGAAUAUGUUACACCCGUGUCAAUACAGAGGUGGUAUAUCACUCUUUUCACAGUGAGAUUGCAAAUAUUUACUUGUUUUGGAAGAAAAAUUACGUUCCCGGCCAAAAUGCUUCCUGACAUGGCAGAAAUUGUGUAAACAAGGCCUUGGUUUAAGGCUGGUGCUGUGAGCACGUGUUUUGCUGUACAUAAUGAUUGUAUUCUGGAAAAGCCCAGCCUGUUCCAUCGCAAGAGAGCGCGUCUGGCACGCCGGUGUCCCUGACUGUCCGUGUGCUCAGCCCAGCCCCAGCCAGCCUGCUGCUGCUCAGCGUGGUGCUCAGGAUGGAUCUCGUGGUGCUGGAGCUGGGGGGCCACUCUGUGCCUCUGGGAUCCUGCUGGUGCUGCUUCUCUCAAAAGAAUGUACGGCAAGUUGUUUGCAAAGGGCAUUUUCAAUAAAGGGCAGCUGGCUCUUUA
This is a messenger RNA of Serinus canaria (Common canary), 4450 nucleotides long. It is a transcript of the gene RAP2B, whose product is annotated as RAP2B, member of RAS oncogene family. Bases 310 to 861 code for a protein of 183 amino acids. NCBI's taxonomy places the organism in Eukaryota, Metazoa, Chordata, Aves, Passeriformes, Fringillidae. Gene Ontology annotation, cellular component: plasma membrane. The transcript has a single exon. Gene Ontology annotation, biological process: Rap protein signal transduction; negative regulation of cell migration. Gene Ontology annotation, molecular function: GTP binding; GTPase activity; GDP binding. The record is from RefSeq and is a predicted model, not a curated record.